CCCGCCAGCCCUGUUCCGCUUCCGGUCAACCAGGCGCUGGGCUACGGAAAGUUGUUGCUGCGGCGGGCGCGAUGGGGAAAUCAGACUUUCUUACCCCUAAGGCCAUCGCCAACAGGAUCAAGUCCAAAGGGCUUCAGAAGCUGCGCUGGUAUUGCCAGAUGUGCCAGAAGCAGUGCCGGGACGAGAAUGGCUUUAAGUGUCAUUGUAUGUCCGAAUCUCACCAGAGACAACUAUUGCUGGCUUCAGAAAAUCCUCAGCAGUUUAUGGAUUAUUUUUCAGAGGAAUUUCGAAAUGACUUCCUAGAACUUCUCAGGAGACGCUUUGGAACCAAGAGGGUUCACAACAACAUCGUUUACAAUGAGUACAUCAGCCACCGAGAGCAUAUCCACAUGAACGCCACACAGUGGGAGACGCUGACAGAUUUUACUAAGUGGCUGGGCAGAGAAGGCUUGUGCAAAGUGGACGAAACACCAAAAGGCUGGUAUAUUCAGUAUAUAGAUAGGGACCCUGAGACGAUCCGCCGGCAGCUGGAACUAGAGAAGAAGAAGAAGCAGGACCUUGAUGAUGAGGAAAAAACUGCCAAAUUUAUUCAAGAACAAGUGAGAAGAGGCCUGGAGGGGAGAGAGCAGGAAGUCCCUGUUUUUACGGAAUUAAGCAGAGAAAAUGAUGAAGAAAAAGUUACAUUUAAUUUGAAUAAAGGAGCAUGUAGUUCAGGAGGAGCAUCUUCCAAAUCAAGUUCUUUGGGACCAAGUGCUCUGAAGACAGUAGGGAACGCAGCAUCGGUGAAACGGAAGGAAUCUUCCCAGAGCUCAGCUCAGUCAAAAGAAAAGAAGAAGAAGAAAUCCGCACUUGAUGAAAUCAUGGAGAUUGAAGAGGAGAAGAAAAGAGCUGCCCGAACAGAUUACUGGCUCCAGCCUGAAAUUGUAGUGAAAAUUAUAACCAAAAAACUUGGAGAGAAAUAUCAUAAGAAAAAGGGGAUUGUUAAGGAAGUAAUUAACAAUUACACAGCUGUCGUGAAGAUGAUUGAUUCUGGAGACAAGCUGAAACUUGACCAGACUCAUUUAGAAACAGUAAUUCCAGCACCAGGAAAAAGAAUUCUCGUUUUAAAUGGAGGCUACAGAGGAAAUGAAGGUACCCUAGAAUCCAUCAAUGAGAAGACUUUUUCAGCUACUAUAGUCAUUGAAACCGGCCCUUUAAAAGGACGCAGAGUUGAAGGAAUUCAAUAUGAAGACAUUUCUAAACUUGCCUGAGUUUGAAAAUUUGUUAACAGCACAUUAAAACCUUAAAGCAUCAAAUUGGUGUUCACGAAGGCAUUACAAGACUCUACUGUGUUAGGGUGUUUCUUUUGUAUAAAACAAAUGGAUUUAUUUAAAUAUUACUGUAUAGUUGUUUAGCUAAACUUACAGAAAAAUCUAGUUAUGUCCCAUGAAGUAUCAAAAUUGUGUAAUUUUGUCUUUGUUAUUUUUAUUUCCUUUGUAAUAUUUCCUUGAUGAUUUUUUAUCUUCAUUAAAAGAACGUUAUUGU
Messenger RNA from Physeter macrocephalus (sperm whale), 1524 nucleotides. It is a transcript of the gene KIN, whose product is annotated as Kin17 DNA and RNA binding protein. The coding region runs from base 72 to 1250 and encodes 392 amino acids. Gene Ontology annotation, cellular component: nucleus. Gene Ontology annotation, molecular function: double-stranded DNA binding. Gene Ontology annotation, biological process: DNA replication; DNA damage response. The record is from RefSeq and is a predicted model, not a curated record. The transcript is spliced from 13 exons. NCBI's taxonomy places the organism in Eukaryota, Metazoa, Chordata, Mammalia, Artiodactyla, Physeteridae.